AUGACAUCUUUAACAAUCCCAGAUGAAUGCAGCGAUGCUUAUUAUACAGAAGACGCAACUUACGAGAUUCAAGAAAAUAAAAAGAAAUGUAUUUUCGUAACUCCAGGCUUCUUCUUUGGCACAGACCUUCGCGUUGAAGCCUACUGGCAGGAAGAAAACCAAAUUGGCUCUUUUAACUACUUAGGUCCAGCAAAAGCCGGAAGCAUUGUAAAUAUUAACUCGAAAGCAUAUGUCAUUCUUCUUUCUCCUACAGCCCAAACUGUUAAAUACUUCCCAGCAUCAACUCUCUCCAAGACAACAACUUCAGUAACAGGUUCCACUCAGAAAGUUAAUACAUAUUUCAGCUCAAAGACCGUUACUGAAUAUAAUAUCUCCAUUAAGGCUUCCAAGAAUUCAACCAUAUCAGAGGAACUGUUAUUGCUCGGAGAUGAAGUGUCUGUCAGAAAUAAAAAUUUACAGGCGACAAUCAAUGAUAUCGAUACCCCAAUUGAGUCCAAUUCCUUCAGAAAUGAAAAGAGCGGAUCAUUCAACCGCGUUUCUUUCGGAAAUAUCCAACUUGCAAAUGAAAAAUCAAAUGAAGUCACCAUCUACCAAGCUCAGAUCAGCGCUACCCUCAAGUCCAAGUUAGGAGUUCCACAGUUCGCCGGAAUUAUCCCACAGGCUCCUUCAAUUGCCACAAUUAAAGAUGUUGACAACUCCUACGCGGAAACAGUCAUCACAUCACCCACAGAAUCAGGUAGCUCAACAUCAUCACCAUCAGAACAGACUCAAAAGCUCCCAGUUGAGAUAAUUAUUGGUGGCGUAAUCGCACUCGUUGCUGUUGCUGCUUUGAGCGCUGUUAUUAUCAUCGUCAAUAAGCAUAACAAGAAGCAGAUCGAGGAUGUCGACCAAGAAUACUCUCAUUCUGCUGAAUCUGGCUCUUCAAACCAAUCAAACACAGAAGAUUCAGAUUAUUCUAAGUCAGUACUCUCAUACGAGUCAUCAAGAGGCGAAAUCAGCAUCGAUGACACUACCAAUACUUCAACAAUUCAUGAUGCAACAGCUACAAUGGGCGAUACACCUCUUCAUUAA
Messenger RNA from Trichomonas vaginalis G3, 1071 nucleotides. RefSeq lists its product as uncharacterized. The transcript has a single exon. The record is from RefSeq and is a predicted model, not a curated record. Bases 1 to 1071 code for a protein of 356 amino acids. NCBI's taxonomy places the organism in Eukaryota, Parabasalia, Trichomonadida, Trichomonadidae.